Molecule: messenger RNA, 1452 nt
Organism: Schistosoma turkestanicum
Lineage: Eukaryota; Metazoa; Platyhelminthes; Trematoda; Strigeidida; Schistosomatidae
Source: the annotation of a GenBank genome assembly
GAUAUAUCAAAAUUUAUUUCAAGCCCAACUUCUGACACUCAUUAUCUCGUGUGCUAGUUGAUGAUGAAGUCCAUCUUAUUCCGUGCAUCCGGUUUUGAAAUUCGCUACGAAACUUGGCCAUUUUCUCAUUUCAUGUAUUUUAGUCCCCUUGUGGACUCAGCAAGCUUGCUAAUAGACCUGCUACUGUGGAUAAAACGUACUUUAUCUCGAAAUGAACGAAUUAUCCCAAGACUCCAUAGAGGAACGGUAUGAGAUGCUUAAAAGCCUGUGCAAACAACAGAUCAUGAUAAAUGAGACUCUCAAAUCUGAAAUUACUAAGCUAAACAAUAUUAUACGUGUAGUUUCUAAUGAGAAAGAUUUAUUACUAGAUGAAUUGAUCAAUAAUCAUUCUACCUGUCGAAACGCUAUCAAAGAGGAUUCUAAACCGUUUCAAAAGUCUGUGGUCUCUGCUGGAAAUAAACGUUCCGUGAACUUUUCCGAAAAUUACCAAGACCUGAAAAAAAUCAAGAAUGACCCGUCUAUCACUGACCGUAAUGAAAAUGCAGGUCUUCACAGUGAGCCUACAAGUUUAUUAGCUUUGAACUCAAUUUCAGCACAAGAAAAUGAAGAUCGAUGGAUUGCUCAUGAUCAAAUAGAGACAAGCCAUAGCCAUCUGUCUAGUCAUUCAUCUCUUAUAUCAACUAAACCUAGAUUGCAAUAUCAAAAUUCUUCAGUCAAGUCAAAACAAAACAUUUCCACUAUUCCUGGUGGUGACAAUGAGAUCUCACCACGGCUGCUAAGUUCUUCUACAGCCACUUUGAAAUCAAGCCUAACUAAUCCAGGAUCCCCACCCACAAUCACUUCAAAUACUCAUUUGGUUACACCGGUUGCCGCUAGUUCCAAUAAUUUAUCUACUACUCAGCGACCAAACAGAAGUGGUUCUCUUGUAACCAAUUCGUCAUUAUGUCCACCUAAUCCAUCUAUUCCCUAUGUAUCAUUCGCUUCCCAAAGAACACCUUCAGUUGGUUCCCAACCAAAAUAUGUAUCUGUAACAAACCGUCCUUUAAAAGUUGUUAGUUCUGGGACUGUGAAUAAUACAGCCAGUAAUAUCUUGAAGUCUGUGACUUCACCUCCUAUAUCCCCUGGAAUUCGAUUGUCGAGUGGACAACCAACAAACCAGCGUAUUUUAAUUCAGCCGAGUAACUGUAACGUUCGUUCAGUUGUCUUACCUCGACAACAAUCUCAUGUAAAUGAUUCUUGCUAAUUUGGUUAUGCCAGAGAUAAAUAGCCUAUUUAACAAGUCUUAAACUGUACAUUUGAAACUGAUUAUUUUAUGUGAUUGUUAUUACUAUUGUUAUUAUUAUUAUUAUUAUCAUCAUGCUAAUAUAAAAUUGAACCAAAACCAGAAUUGUACAGUCUCCCAUGAAAAAUCUAUUUGUCAAUUCGUACAUAAAUAAAUAUAUACAUAUAUAU